This is a messenger RNA of Rhopilema esculentum, 1869 nucleotides long. The record is from RefSeq and is a predicted model, not a curated record. Lineage: Eukaryota; Metazoa; Cnidaria; Scyphozoa; Rhizostomeae; Rhizostomatidae.
UAGGAAUAUCCAACCUUCAUAAUCAAACAACUUGGGGUGGCUGUUUUCUGCUUCCCUGAACACUGAACAGAAUGGCUGUUUCGAUAUUGACUAGUGUCUUUUUCAGUUUUGUAAUACUGCAAAGCCUCGGGGCUUGCGAACAGAAAACAGCGAAUAUUGUAUUUAUGCCACUGCCUGUUGCAAACAGCCCAUAUUUCAAUACGCUAGCACUUGCAGAAGAAAUGGUUGAUAGAGGACACAAGGUUUCGAUUUUAACCACCGAAUUUCUGCGAACACGGAAAGGCAAAGUGAAACAUGUUGACUAUCAACUGCCAAACAGAAAGUUGGCGCAAAACAUAGACCAGUUGAUUGGCGACGUAGCACUUAAUUUUGGGCCAAUUUCUUUUCUGAACGUCGUAAAAGAUUCAUUGCAGAUUUUGCUUGAUUCCUGCUUUGCAAUGCUGCAAAACAACAAUACACUAAAAGAGAUACAAGACGCAAGCAUGAUCGUUACAAUAUCAAUAAUGCCAUGUGGAUAUUACAUAGCUGACUUAUUUGACAAGCCAGUCGUCACAUUAACCACUGCUGCCUACUUCUGCAUUGGUCAUUAUACAGGUGCUCCAAGCCUGCCCAGCAAUAUCCCUUCAGCAGCAUCUAGAUCAACAGAUGAAAUGACAUUCUUAGAAAGAACCCAAAACUUUAUCAAUUAUAAAUUAAGAGACAUUGGGAUGGAUUUUUUGGUCAACUACUAUUUCAGAGAACUGCAGUAUGCAUAUGGUAUGAAAAGCAAAGGACGUUUCUCUGAGCUUUUUGGAAAAACAGAGUUGAUAAUCCUGCCUCUCGACUUUGCAUAUCAAUAUGCUCAUCCAAUCAUGCCAAAUACCUUUUUUGUUGGACCAUUGUUGGCGAAACCACCAAAAGAGUUACCCGAAGAUAUUGAAAAAUUCAUGCAAAGUUCUGGAGAGCAUGGAGUAGUAUUGGUUUCUUUUGGAAGCUCGGUGUGUUUUAUGGAUGGAGUGAUCAUCAAACGAAUUCUAACUGCAAUUUCUCGCAUGAAACAAAAGUUCAUCUGGAAAAUGAAGUCGACAACGAACCUUGAAAUUCCUGCUAACCUUAAAGCAGUUAAAUGGUUGCCUCAAAAUGACAUUCUUGGACAUGAAAAAACCAAGGCCUUUGUCAGUCACAUGGGACUUAAUGGCGCAGCGGAAGCUGCGUACCACGGUGUUCCAACCGUCGCUGCGCCUUUCACCGGUGAGCGAAUCCAAAAUGCCUUGGUAUUUAUAAAGAGGGCAAAAAUGGCAAGAUUCAUCGACAUUUUAAAUGCAGAUGCCGAGACGUGGCAGCACACAAUCGAAGAAGUUAUUAACAACUCAAGCUACAAAGAACAUGCAUUGAUGGCGUCAAAACGUAUGCAAAGCUGGCCAAAAUCAAGUGCAGAAAGGGCCGGAGAUCUUGUUCAAUACGCUCUUGAUAAUGGUGGACGUCUGCCUCAUUUGAAGUCAAACGCAAACACUCUGUACUGGUUCCAAUACUACUGUGUUGACGUCAUUGCGUUGUUGCUUGCGCUCGCAGUGUUGUUGCCUUUAGUUAUCUUUAAAAUGCUUAAGUUCUUGCUUGCGUUGCUGUGGAUACAUAGAGAGAAAUCGAAGGAAGAUUGAACUCCUGCCUUGGAAAGGAAUUGUUUCUCAAGCUACAUGUAUUAUAUUGCUACAAGUAUUAUAUUUCUGCAGUUUCCUUACUCGAUUCCAAAAAUAAGUCUUCUAGAUCUUCUUUCAUAAGUUAAGUAAGAAAUGCACAUGAUGCAUUUAAAAUGUCAAAAAUUCUAGCCUCCACGAUACUCAGAUGCAUGUUUUAUAAGGAGCUCUUUUACCAGCUAUUUCCUGGCUCUAG